This is a messenger RNA of Calliphora vicina (urban bluebottle blowfly), 708 nucleotides long. RefSeq names its product atilla (gene atilla). NCBI's taxonomy places the organism in Eukaryota, Metazoa, Arthropoda, Insecta, Diptera, Calliphoridae. The record is from RefSeq and is a predicted model, not a curated record. The coding region runs from base 126 to 560 and encodes 144 amino acids. The transcript has 3 exons. Gene Ontology annotation, biological process: regulation of synaptic transmission, cholinergic; positive regulation of voltage-gated potassium channel activity; sleep.
AAUUCAGUCGUUCAAACACAUUUUAACGGAAAACAACUUAAAGUGCUUUAAUUAAAAUACGGUUAUAAAGAAAUUGACCUCUUAUUAAUUAUAUAUUAAUCAAAAAAUAAUAAAAAUACAACAAAAUGCAGAAAAAUAUUUUGGCUUUAAUCGGUAUUUUUGCCUUGUGUUUAGUGAACAGUGCCAAUGCCAUCAAAUGUUACCAGUGCAAAUCUCUGACCGAUGCCAACUGUGCCAAUGAAAUGAUCGAUGAAACUUCAAAUAUUAGAGUGGUGGAUUGCGACACAGUACCCAAACCCAAUUUAAUGGAACAAUUAAUGCCAGUGACCAAAUGCAACAAAGUUGUUACAAGUGACAAAGCUGGUGUUAUUGUCUCACGUGACUGUCACUUCCAAGUUGUAGGCACAAAAUCUGAUGUUUGCUCUGUUUCCCACAGUCGUGAGGUCGAGAAGUGCCAUAUUUGCAGUGGUGAUUUAUGUAACGCCUCCUCAGCUGGCCGUUUUAUGGCCAUCGGCUUGACUGCCAUUUUAGCUUUAGUCUCUAUGCAUUACGUUUUCUAAAUUAAGUACCACAAUACAAAUUACAAAUUUUAUUUAAUGUUUGAUAUAUUGGUUUUGUAAAUAGCUGUUUUGAAUUUAAAAAUAAAUAAAAUUCCUUAAAAAUACAAAAUAUUUUAAAGAAAAACGAAUAAAAAUCCUUUAAAAUGUA